CAGGAUCAUGUUUGGUUCGCCUUGUUCGAUUCAAUCCUCCUAGCAUUCAGUCAGUUAUAGAUAAGCUUUCAUUCAAGGACAUGGCACCUGCCCUUGUCAAGGGCAGUGCACGUGAGCAGCAAAUCAGCUUAAACCUUCUAAGUAUGGCCAUGCUUGCAAGCCACAUGCUCACAAAUGUUGAGCGUUAGCUUUUGCAGUUGGUAGAGACAAGAAUCUGGUCCCUGGUCUUGUGCCUCUCAUUGAGCAAGGAAGUGAAGUUUUGAGGGGCAAAGCACUUGUUUUCGUGGCCCUUCUUUGUAAGAAUGGGAAAAGGUGGUUACCACACUUCUUUUGCAAUGCACGGUUGCUGUCCAUUUUGGACAGAUUGGCAAAAGAGAAGGAUAGCCAUCUGCAGCAGUGUUUAGAUUCAUUUGUGCAUGUUGUGGCAUCCACGAUGCCAGGCUUGCUGGAUAAUAUAACUGGAGAUAUUCAGCAAAUGGUAGGAGGAACGCGCCAUGGACAUUUCUCUGCCCUUACUAGUUGAGUUGCUCCAAAGACCAGCAUUCACUUGUUUCCGGUUGUUCUCCAUCUUCUUGGAAGCUCACCUUUUAAAAACAAAGUGGUAACUCACCAGGUCUUGCAGCAGUUGGCAAACCUCAUCCAAGUUGUGGAGACACCAUUUCAGGUGAGUAAUUGCUGCUGGGUGAUUCUGUGUUAUUAAGUAAUAUCUGGUUUUUAACUUUUGGCAAGAUGCUUUUGUAUUUCAUUCUUAGGUCUAGCUAUACUUAGAUGAAAUAUCAGCAAUUAUAAUACAUGUCUUUUUGGUUAGAUCUCCAAAUUUAUAUCUUUGAAUAAGGGAAACUGAUGUUA
This is a messenger RNA of Rubroshorea leprosula, 849 nucleotides long. Lineage: Eukaryota; Viridiplantae; Streptophyta; Magnoliopsida; Malvales; Dipterocarpaceae. The record is from the annotation of a GenBank genome assembly.